This is a messenger RNA of Dendronephthya gigantea, 1630 nucleotides long. Its product is annotated as short/branched chain specific acyl-CoA dehydrogenase, mitochondrial-like. Gene Ontology annotation, molecular function: flavin adenine dinucleotide binding; acyl-CoA dehydrogenase activity. The record is from RefSeq and is a predicted model, not a curated record. The transcript is spliced from 12 exons. Gene Ontology annotation, cellular component: mitochondrion. Lineage: Eukaryota; Metazoa; Cnidaria; Anthozoa; Malacalcyonacea; Nephtheidae. Bases 122 to 1411 code for a protein of 429 amino acids.
UUUGCUACAAAACGUAUUUUAAAAAUGUUUUCUUUAUAAAAUACAUACGUUUACAACGAAAAAUAGUUGAUUUGGUAUUCUCCAUCUCUUGAUAUCCCUUCUCUCGAAGACGCUACCAACCAUGGUGUUGGCUCAUCUUUUUAAAAAGACCCUUUGCUCAAGGGUGGUACAGGCUGCUGCAAGGGGAGGUUUAUGGACUAUCCAAGCAAAAACACCCUUUUCAAGGCUAGCUUCAGAUGCCUCACUUGAUGGUGUAGACAUGAGAUCCGGACCAUUGUCCACACUGUCUGAAGAAGAGGAGAUGAUGAAAGAUACUGUUGCAAAGUUUGCUGCAGAACAGAUUUCACCACUGGUCGCUGAAAUGGAUCAAAAUGGUGAGAUGGAUAAAGAUCUUAUUCAAGCAAUGUUUGAUCAAGGGCUCAUGGGUGUUGAAAUAGAAGCAGAAUAUGGUGGAACUGAUUCAACUUUCUUCAGCUCCAUUAUUGUGAUUGAAGAAUUAGCAAAGGUUGAUCCAUCCAUCGCUGUUCCAUGCGACAUUCACAAUACUUUGAAUAAUCGUUUAAUUAGACAACAUGGGACAGAGGAACAAAAGAAUUUGUAUCUUCCAAUGAUGGCCACAUCAACGCUUUCAUCAUUUUGCCUGUCAGAACCUGAGGCAGGUAGUGAUGCAUUCUCCAUGAAAACUGUUGCCGAACAAAAAGGAGAUUAUUUUGUGAUAAAUGGUAGCAAAUGUUGGAUAUCAAAUUCAGCUGAGGCUGGUCUGUUUUUGCUUUUUGCUAAUGCUGCACCAGAUAAGGGUUAUAGAGGGAUCAGCUGCUUCAUUGUACCACGUGAAACAGAAGGGUUUGACAUUGGUCCAAAAGAGGAUAAGCUUGGUAUCAGAGCAUCAUCUACAUGUACAUUGAAUUUUGACAAUGCCAAGAUUCCAGCUAAGAAUUUACUUGGUCAGUUGGGCCAAGGCUACAAGUACAGCAUUGAGGUACUAAAUGAGGGACGUAUUGGUAUUGGAGCUCAGAUGGUUGGUUUAGCACAAGGCUGUCUUGAUCAUACAUUGCAGUAUGUUAGAGAAAGAAAACAGUUUGGGCAAAAAAUAUGGGAUUUCCAGUCAAUGAAACAUCAGAUUGCUUAUGUUGCGACUCAGAUCGAGGCAGCUCGUAUGUUAGUAUAUAACGCAGCCCGAAGACAAGAAGCUGGAUUGCCUGUGGUAAAGGAGGGAGCAAUGGCGAAAUUUUACGCAUCAGAGGUUGCUAGUAUAACAACGUCCAAAUGUAUGGAAUGGAUGGGAGGUGUUGGUUUCACCAAGGCGUAUCCAGUAGAGAAAUAUUACAGAGAUGUUAAAAUAGGUGCCAUUUACGAGGGCACGUCGAAUAUUCAGUUGACGACCAUCGCGAAAUGUAUGGACGAGGAUUGAGGCUGAAAGAUUAAAUUUCCAGGAAUAUUAUACGAUUGACUGUAACCAUGAAAUGCUGUCGUAAUAAUAGCAGAGUAAAGCUGUGGGUAGUUAUAACUGUCAGUUACAGAGAUAACAAUGUAGCAAAUACCUGUAAUUAAGAUAUUUGUUACAUUGAUUGCACUGCUGAAGAAUGUGUAGAUAGAUUUACUGUGAUGUAUUUAUGAAUGAAUGAAUAUA